This is a messenger RNA of Protopolystoma xenopodis, 387 nucleotides long. The record is from the annotation of a GenBank genome assembly. Lineage: Eukaryota; Metazoa; Platyhelminthes; Monogenea; Polystomatidea; Polystomatidae.
AUGAGUGUCAUCUGCUUUGCUUUUAUCGCAGGAGGAGUACUCCAGCCUGGCCUGCCAGUGCAUGGACUUUGCGGUCAGCUGCAUCGACCUCUGCCGGACGUCGGACGAGGUACAUUCGCUUCUGGCCGGCUCCGAGCCGAGACUCAGCCGACAGGAGAAGCUGCCGUUGCACACCUUCAAACUGGCCAUACAAUAUCGAGAGAAGAAGGUGAGUCCUUGCCACGCGAAGAUGUCUUUUUUGCUCUCGUAGAUGGGGCUUGGUCAGUUGGGGUUCAGUCCAUCUCGUGGCAUCGAAAUGGACAAACAACCUGUACAGCAUUGGCGUGGCAACCGAGGCUACAACAGCCGCUGUGUCUGUUGGCCGGUGUGAUUUGCCACUUUGUGUGA